UUAGGUGAACAAUCUAGCCGAGAGCAUUCUUUCACUUUUUAUUCAAUGUAAUUUACAACGGACCUUAAUUUAGACACGCAUCAGCAAGUACAGACUUUUGAUAAACAAAUCCUUUGGCUGUUAGCAAACAUUUUCGUCUAUAUAUACCAGCUGUUGUGUGGUAAAAGGGUAUUAGAGGUAUUAGAGGUUUGUUGCCGCAUAUGGUCGGCGAUGAGUGAUUCUCGUUAUUCCUAAAAACCACACAAUUCAAAGUAAAUUUAUUCUCCGUCAUGUUUGGUCACAUCAUUAGAUAUUUGACUCCGAAAAUAACUUUGAAUUGUAGUUCUGUUCCUGCUAUUUUGGUUUGACUGUCAUCACAGAAAGUAAGUGCAAGAAAUUCUGUCAGCCAGCAAUUCUGAAAGUCCACUUAAGAGAAAGAGAGAGAGAGAGAGAUCUUUGACCUUCAACGACACCUCAACAACCAUUCCUUCGAACUCUAACAUGGAGCUUAUGUUGAUAGCUCUGCUCGUAAUAGCCACUGUCCCUUGGAAUUUAGACGCUUUCAAUGUUGAUACAAGUAAAGCUCAGAUAUUUUCGCCCCCUUCAGGCUAUAAAGGAAGCUACUUUGGUUAUUCUGUAGCUCUACAUUCUUAUUCAACAGACAAAUGGUUACUUGUUGGUGCACCAUUAAGUAAUGUUUCUGAUCUUGCUAGUAGCAGUAGUUCCUUAAGUCUUAAAAAUUAUGGUGCCAUUUUCAAGUGUAAGGUCCCGUCAUCAUCUCCUAGCUGUAUAUAUAUACCUAUAGACAACACAGCUAAUGAGAAAAGGCAAGGCCGCCUCAAUAACCAGCCAACUCAACUGGAAAUGGAAACCAAACAAAACCAGUGGCUUGGUGCAGUCCUUGAAAGCACUGGGAAAAACGGAAAAGUUGUGACAUGCGCUCCAAGAUAUGCGUACCGUGGUGAGCCACCACAAGACUCCUCUACCUUCCAAUAUAAAUGGAUACUAGGACGAUGCUUUGAAGUGGAGACAUCUCUGAUCAGAGCCAAAUCAACCAUCAUUGAGCCAUGUUUGGAUAAGAAGAAAGGCAACAACUACUAUGGCUACUGUCAGUCUGGUUUUAGUGCUAAAAUAACUGCAGACAAAGAACCGUACAUCGCGAUGGGUGCUGUUGGUGUGAGUCGCUGGAAAGGUGGAGUAAUCACGUAUUCCCCAGCUUUUAAAACUACUACGUUAUCUACUCAAGACCAAAUCGACCACGGUAACUACAUGGGUUAUUCAGUGACAAGUGGAUACUUUGGCUUAGCCAAUAAGACAGGAAUCGCUGGUGGUGCACCAAGAGCAGAGAAUAUCAAGGGCAAGGUCCUGAUUUAUCAAAUAGAAGGACAGUUAACAGUCAGUGCAGCGCUACCACAGCCAAAGAAUAUCAAGAUGGGAAGCUACUUUGGUAGUGUACUGUGUUCUGUUGACCUCAAUAAAGAUGGCUACACAGACAUGCUGGUUGGUGCUCCUUUGUACUCUGAUGUCGGAGAUGAAGGACGCGUCUUUGUUUACAUGAACAAUAAAAGGGGUGCUCUUAAUCUAAUGCCCGACAUGGAUCUCACCGGUGACAAGGUGGCAGAAGGGCGAUUUGGUUCGUCAAUAGCUAGUGUAGGGGAUCUGAAUAAAGAUGGAUUUGAAGAUGUAGCUAUUGGAGCCCCAUACGAAGGCAGUGGAGCAGUGUACAUCUACCAUGGUACAAUGACUGGUAUUGACCCCAAACACAAACAGAAAAUCAUGGGAUCCGAAGUGCAGUCAAGUCUUUCCCAGUUUGGUCAGUCUAUAACAGGAGGACUUGAUGUUGAUGACAAUAGCUAUCCAGAUAUUGCAGUCGGUGCUUUUGGAUCUGACCAAGUAGUUCUUUUUUUGACACAAGAGGUUUUAAACGUCGAGGCGGAAGUAAAACUCAACGUGCAGCGAAUCGUGCUUGAGAACAACGAGACGACUUGUAGUGAAAGUGACAAUACACUACACAAAUGUCUAAAUGUAACUGUGUGCUUCAGAAACCUAGAAACACAGCGUACAGAUCUUAAUAUUUCCUACAAGGUCGAGCUUGACAGAGAUAAGGGAUCCGAUGCAUUAAAGCGAAUGUACUUCUACAAAAACGACCAGAAAAGCUUCGUUGCAAGCCGACAACGACUCAUGCCUUUUAAAAGCCAAGAGCGAGUCUGUUUAUCACCAUAUACUGUACAUCUGAGGGAAAAAGAUCGCAUCGUAGACCUCUUGAGUGUGUUGACGUUUGACCUGUCAUUCGAUCUCGCUGACACUCCUUGUGGUAAAGUUCUGUGCCCUGUCCUCAAUUCCUACAAAUCCAAACUUACUCGAGCAGUUGCAACGUUCCAAAAACAAUGUGGGAGUGAUAUCUGUAAACCAGACUUGAGUGUAACGGGCAACCUAGUGAUACCAGGGAAUCUAAAAGAAAUACACAUAGGUACUGUGCAAGAGGUGACGCUGGUUGUUGAGGUGAAAAACAAAGCUGGCGAUGCAGCAUAUCUCAGUCAAGUUCUUAUUUCUUACCCGACAACCUUUGACUACAUUGGCCCAAGAGCAUCUGAUCUUGUCCGGUGUACUACUUCUGCUACCAGGAACGGGACCGAAACAGCCACUUGUACUGUUGGUAAUCCACUCAAGGGGAACUCCAAUAAAACGUUUGGCAUUAAAUUUGGGACGACAGAACUAGUAAAUGAUUUCUACAUCACCAUAACGGCAAAAAGUGCCAAUGAAGAUUUGAAUAAAAAAGACAAUGAAGUCAAACUUAAAGUGGGGGUCAAGUUCGAGGCUGACUUGGAAGUCGUGGGUUCAUCGGUUCCUGAUGAAGUGAUAUACGAAGGCAAGGCUAAGGAAAGAUCCGAGAUCAAGACCCAGAGAGACAUCGGGCCAAAGAUUGCACAAACUAUCAUCGUACAAAACAAUGGGCCAAGUAAAGUAGACGGUUCGGAAAUCACCAUAAAUGUUCCAAGUCAAUCUCUGGGCGACGCCAAGGGCUAUUUAUUAUACAUGCUGCAAGUGGAGCUGACUGGGGCAAGUGGGAGCUGCAUCACAAAAGGAGUAUUGAAUCCCGAAAAUAUACCGGUUGGAAAUAUCACGAGUGAAUCAAAAGAAUCAAGACGAAAAAGACGUGAUGUUACUUAUCUGGAUUGCCGACGCACUACUUGUAAACGAUUCAAAUGCCAAUUAGGUUUAUUACUUCCUGGGGAGAAAGCAGAAGUCACGAUAAGAUCACGACUUUGGCAAAGUACUCUGAUCAGGAAAAACCCUGGUUCAGUUAAAAUAGAAACCGUUGCUACCGUAUCGAUACCGGACAAGCGCUACACUCAACCAAAUACGGAGAACGACUAUGUCAAGAUCAUAAUCAAUGCAAGUCCAGUAUCCACUGGUCAAGCAAAGCAAAAAACCCCAUGGUGGGUGUAUUUCCUGGCUGCCUUGGGAGGUGUUCUCUUGCUGGCCAUAGCUGUAGGAAUCAUGUACAAGUUGAACUUUUUCAAGCGCAAUAGAUAUGCCAAAGACAUCUCUGAACCAGUUGUAGAUCACGCGGGAAGUGAUAAUCAUGCCUCAACAGCAUAAAGUAACGUGUAUAAUUUGCAAUGUAUUAUAGUAUCAUUGUGUUUGACUAAUCGUCUUCUACCAAAGAAAUUUAUUCAAUAUCACUUUUUUUUUCUUUACUCCAUCGAUGGGUUUCAAUCAGCAGAUUAAAGUCUUUUUGAAUAUAAUUAUUAUCUUGCGCUGGAAGUUUUCAUUGAAAACUUGCGAUUCAACUGAUAAACAUUCCGUUCAAGAAAUGAAGUGAAGUUAAGAGAAAUCAGGCAAUUCGGAAACUCUUAUUUCGAUGUAAGAACUCGUAAUUAACACAACCAAUAAGGUCCUCUAUUUUCAUCGGUCUUACUAGUACACAUAUAUGAGAUACGUCACUAUUGAUUUACAUAAUGAGCUUGGGUUUGAACCUGUAAAGGUCGCACGGUUAUCCGGCGCAUGCGCAAUUCAAGUAUUUUACCACUGCAAUGUCUUUCUUUCCCUUUUCUUCGCCAUCCCCUCCAUUGCGCUGUUGUGGUUCUUAAGAAAGAUCCACCAGAUCAGUUCCCAUUCUCAUAAGGAGUACAGUUAGACCAUUCGUUAGAAAUAGCUUUAGGAUACGUACUGUGAACCUCGCUAUUGUACUAACAUUUUUUAUGAACGUUUUUAUAGUUUUGAAUGUAAGAAAUUUUGAAUUGUAAAUGAAUAUUUCAUUAAUAAAAAUUCCCAAAGACUUUCUUCAUUUCAA
Molecule: messenger RNA, 4276 nt
Organism: Actinia tenebrosa (Australian red waratah sea anemone)
Lineage: Eukaryota; Metazoa; Cnidaria; Anthozoa; Actiniaria; Actiniidae
Product: integrin alpha-9
Biological process (GO): integrin-mediated signaling pathway; cell adhesion mediated by integrin; cell-cell adhesion
Cellular component (GO): integrin complex; external side of plasma membrane
Molecular function (GO): integrin binding
Source: RefSeq, a predicted model, not a curated record